AUGGCCACAGAAGACCCAACGAUCGUAUCCUUCACAGUCAGGGACCUGAGAUGGCCGACCUCUCUCAAGAACAUUGGCUCAGAUCCAAUGAAUCUAGCAGGCGAAAAUGCUCUCGCUUACCUUCAGUAUCACACGGACACUGAGCUCUCAGGGACUGGUUGGUCUUUCAGCAACGGACAAGGCAACGACGUGCUGUGCACAGCAAUAAGGAGCCUGGCGCCACGUCUGGUUGGUCGAAAGCUUUCCAGCUUAACGUCGAACAUGGGGGAGACCCAACGGCAAAUGGUUUCUGGUCAGAUCCGUUUCAUGUCACCCGAGCGCGGAGUCCUCCAACUUGCGACAUGUGCUGUUUUGAAUGCAAUCUGGGAUCUCUGGGCGAAAAAGGAGAGAAAGCCUCUAUGGAGAUUGGUCUGUGACUUUUCGCCCGAAGAAUUUGUCCGUUGCAUCGACUUCAGAUAUCUUACCGACGUGGUGACCCCCGACGAGGGCAUCGAGAUGUUGAAGCGCCUAGAAGGAUCCAAGUCUGAACGGCUGAGAGCAGCUUUAGAAAACCAAGCAGUCCCCGCAUAUAACACCUCUGCAGGUUGGUUGGGCCACUCAGACGAUGAAAUUCGAGAGCUUCUUCAGUCGGCAAUGUUACAAGGUUUCAAGCAUUUCAAGCUCAAGGCAGGACUUGGUUUGCAGUCGGAUCGUAAGCGACUUAGCUUUGUACGUGAGGUUGCCGGGGACAGUGCAGUCCUGAUGGUCGACGUCAAUCAACUGUGGGACGUUGACGAAGCCAUUGAUUAUAUGAAGAACCUAGCAGACCUCAAUAUUUGGUUCGUCGAGGAACCAACGUCCCCAGACGACAUUUUAGGCCAUUCGCGAAUACGGAAAGCCCUUAAGCCUUAUGGAAUUGGCGUCGCUACUGGAGAGCAUGUCAAUAAUCGCGUCAUGUUCAAACAACUGCUGCAGGCAGAAGCAUUAGACGCUGUUCAACUGGAUGCUGUCCGGCUCUGCAGCGUCAACGAGAUUCUCAGCGUUCUUCUGCUGAGUGCCAAAUUCGGAAUUCCUGUGGUGCCUCACUCAGGCGGUGCUGGAAUGGUGGAGCUGUGUUCGCACAUCAGCACGAUUGAUUUUGUUGCCGUCUCUGGCAAAAAGAGUAUUCUUGAGUACACGGAUCAUCUCCACGAGGCGUUUGCAGCACCCGCACAAAUCACCCAAGACGGAUAUCAUGUCACUCCCACUGUUCCCGGAUAUUCCUGUGAUGUAAAUGAGCAGGAGUUUGAGGUAUAUGAAUGUCCAGCGGGCAGCUUCUGGCAAUCUGAGCAAGGGAGGACAAUGCUUGCGGAUCCAUGGCGUGGGGUACCCAAUCAACAAAGAUCAUGA
This is a messenger RNA of Cladophialophora immunda, 1368 nucleotides long. RefSeq lists its product as uncharacterized. The transcript is spliced from 5 exons. Gene Ontology annotation, molecular function: magnesium ion binding; hydro-lyase activity. Lineage: Eukaryota; Fungi; Ascomycota; Eurotiomycetes; Chaetothyriales; Herpotrichiellaceae. Gene Ontology annotation, biological process: amino acid catabolic process; carbohydrate catabolic process. The coding region runs from base 1 to 1368 and encodes 455 amino acids. The record is from RefSeq and is a predicted model, not a curated record.